Condylostylus longicornis is the source of this 333-nucleotide messenger RNA. RefSeq names its product serine protease inhibitor dipetalogastin-like. NCBI's taxonomy places the organism in Eukaryota, Metazoa, Arthropoda, Insecta, Diptera, Dolichopodidae. Bases 1 to 333 code for a protein of 110 amino acids. The record is from RefSeq and is a predicted model, not a curated record. Gene Ontology annotation, molecular function: protein binding. The transcript has 2 exons.
AUGAAAACUCUUUUAUAUUUAUUCGCAAUUUUAAUUAUAAUCCCAAAUUUAUGUUCAAGCCAAGAUUGUAUUUGUACAUUUGAUUAUAAUCCAGUUUGUGGAUCUAAUGGUGUAACUUAUUCAAAUACAUGUUUUUGGGGUUGUGCUAAUUCAAAAGCUACUAGAGAAGAAUUUGCACCAAUUUGUGGAACAGAUGGUAAAACCUAUUUAAAUAGUUGUAUACUAGGGUGUACAAAUCGUGAUAAAUAUUUACGAAAACAACCAACUGUAGGAAUCGUUCAUAACGGACUUUGUGAAGGUGCAUAUGAUUUUAGAAAUCGUACAAAAAUUUAA